Messenger RNA from Tetrahymena thermophila SB210, 6879 nucleotides. RefSeq lists its product as hypothetical. NCBI's taxonomy places the organism in Eukaryota, Ciliophora, Oligohymenophorea, Hymenostomatida, Tetrahymenidae. The record is from RefSeq and is a predicted model, not a curated record. The transcript has 7 exons.
AUGGAUUCAUUUGAAAACAGUGUAAAUAAUAGCUCUGACUGUAUUUAAAAUCCUCUUUGUAAUCAAAACUUGAGCUAGUAGGUACUUUAAAAUAAUCAAUAAUACUCUUCAUAGUAUAGCUUAAGCUAAAAAAACGAAGCGUUUAACUCAUCUUAAAACAAACCACUUUCUUAGCAGUUCCUCCCUCAUAUUGAUAAUACUUUAAAGUUGGAAGAUUUAAAUGGAAAGAGCUCUGCUAAGCACAACUAAUGCAAAAAUAUAUAGCAAGAAUAACUUUUUCAAUAAUAGCAAAGCAUGUAAACUCUUAAAAGCUUUAACUCUUCUAAUAUUUUAUAUUAAUAGAGCACUUUAACAACACAUACAAAUGUAUUAAAUCACAACUAAAAUUUAGAUUAGUAGAAUAUGGAUAGCAAUUAAAGUUGUAAUAAUAUGCAUUAAAAUCAUUUGUCUAAUUCUAGUUAAGAUAUUCCUUACUCUGAAAGUCAUAAGAAUUCUUAGUAGAGUAUUCAUCAAAUACAUAAGCUUUAAUAGCAGAUAUAAGCAGACACUAUUGCAUCUAAUCAAUAAAAUAUAUAUUCUUAGAAAUCGCUUAUUUACGAUUUCGAAGGUUAAAAACAGUUUUAAGAAGGAUAACAAGAAGAGUUGGAUGAUUAAGUUCGCUUUUUUUCUACUUAAUAAGAUGAGGAUAAUACAAAUACUUUAAAAAUUUCUAAUUCUAAUUAAUUUAAAUAAGAUUCAGAAACACAAUAUAGCUAUGAUAAAAUUAGGGAAUGCUAGCAAAUUAGCAGUAGUAAAAUUAGUUAAAAGAAUGAGGGUCAAGCAAAUAACAAUACUAGAAAUUUAGCUAUCAAUUAGCCUUUAAUAAACAAUAAUAACCCAUAAAAUAAUAGAAAAGGAAGUUUAUGUGCUAGUAAUUUUAGUGGUAAUAUGGGGUUAGCUAACAACGAUGAAAAUAUUUAAGUAAAAAUAGUGAAUGAGAUCCUCAACUUUGAUGAUUAAAAAUUUAAUUUCACAGUAUUUUCAAAUCUGAAUGCUACUGGAUAAUAACAGUUUAUGAAUACAAAUAAUGUUGAAAUAGGCAGUAGAAUUGAAAAUAGUACAAUAAAAAAUCUAUUUAAUUCAACAAAAGACUUUUAAGAUAUUUCUGCUUUGAUGGCUAAUAUAGAGUAUACAGAGUAGAACAUGAAAUUGAUUGAUGAAUUGAAUUAACUCAACAAAGCUAUAAAAGAUACUGAAUAGAAGAUAGAACAAAUUUCUACUCAACAAAACAAUUUAAACGGCUUUUAGAAUGAAGCAAUUUACUUCAACAGCCUCACAGUUAAAGACAGAUUAAAAAACAUAGACGAAUAUAGAAAUAAAAAUUUAGAACCUACCCAUUUGAAGGAAAUGCUUAAUGGAAGACAGCAACACUUGAAAAGCCUUAACAAGGAUCUAAUCAAGCUUGAAAGUGAACGAGAAAGGUAGAAAUAAUUAGAAGGAGAUAUAAUUAAGAAAGUUGAUAAGGAUUUCUAAAAGGAUAUUGAUUUGAUGAAUUAAGGGCUGAAAGAGAUAAGUAAUCUUAAAUCAGAAGUAUUGAGGGAAAUGUAAUCUGAAGAAGAGUUAGGUCAUAACUUAUAAGAAAGGAAAUCUCUUGGUAAAGAAGAACUAAUAGCUAAACUUAUGCAAAGAGCAGAGAUGGUGGCGUAGAUGGAAGAUUUUGAGGAAAUAUAAGAAGAUUUCAAGUAGAAGUUUCCUCUUGAGGCAAAAUAUUUAUUCUAAUAACUAUAAUUGAAAAAAGAUUUAGAAACUAUGCAAAAAAAACACUAAGAUUAUGUAAGCAGUAAAAAGGAAAAAAUGAGUCUAUUAGAAUAAAUCUAAUAGCAAAUUAAAGAGUUAAAUGAAUUUGCUUAAUACAAAUACAGCGCUAUUUAAGAAGUAUUAAACUAUAAAUAGCAGUAAUUAAGAAUUUAUAAUGAUAAGAUGGAAACAAUAGAAGAAUAAAUAAACAAAAAAUGUUCAAAUUUUGGAUUUGAAAGUGGAUAAAAUGUUUUUCUUUAGAUUUUUGAUGAAAGAUUUAUGGUUCUCUCAAAAUAAGCUCUUGAAAAGUAAAUUUAGUUAAUAGAAAGUGAAGAAACCUAACUAAAUGAUUAGUAUUUAGAAUAAAUAGAAGCCUUAGAAUAAGGAGUUUAAAUUUCUUAAUAUUCCCCUUCAGAAUCAUCUACCUCAUCUAUUUCAUUAAAAUCAUCACCACAAUCCUCACCGCUAAGAUCUUUGAAAUCUAAUUUUUCUUAGUCAUUAAAAAACCAUAAUUAAGUUACUGGCUCACCUUCGAAUAAUUGUAAUUCUAUUUCUAAGUAAACCUUAUCAGCUAAUUAAUAUCCUUAAGAUGAUAUUAGCUAAUGUAAGUCUGAGCACUAGAAGGUAAAAGAGAUUUUCCUUAUCAGAAGCACUAUGCUGAGAAAGUGGAAAGAAAAAGCAAAAGAAUAUUUAUCUUCUCUUGAGAUUUAAAUAAAUACUCUUUAAUUCUAAAAUAACGGCCAUUAAAUAGAUAGAUAACACAUUAAAAAUUUAAUUUAAUUUUACUUGGAUUCAACUAAAAUAUCUUAUGAGUAAACAGAAAUUGACUUUUUAGCUGAUUUGUAUGAACAAUAUUUUGAGGCCUUUUCGUAGCAAAAAUUAAUUGUAAUAGAUAAUAGAAACGAAGAGAGUGAGAAUUGCUUACAGAUCGAAGAAGUAGAGAAAAAAGUUAAAGAAUUGAAAGAAGCUAAUGAAUAAGUAUAAUUGGAAAUAUUGACAAAUGAUGAAGAUGUUUAAAAAAUAAUAAACAUCAUUAAAUAGAAAGAAUAAGAAAUUAAUUCGAAAAGAAUAAUUAUGGAAAAUAUACUUCUGUAAUAGGCUGAUUAAGCUUUCUAAGAUUAUAUUGAGCAGUAAAGUGAGGUUUUUGAAGGGCUAUAAAAAACAUAUGGAAGCAAAGCUCUUUAGCAAAUAAAACUUGGGCAUCAUAAAUAAUUCAGAGAGAUUAUGAAGCAGAAUCAAGAAAAGAGGAUGCAAAAAUUCGAAGAGGUUCAAGCUUAGAUCACAAAAUUAAACUAGUAAAUAUAAGAUAAUAUAAAAUAUGUAGAUACUAACUUAUCUGAGGAUCUAGGAGCAAUCUAAGCACAAAUUGAUGAUUCAUUUUAAAAAAAAUCUUAAUUGUAAGUUGAUUAUCAAACAAUUUUAGAAAAAGAAAAGGAAUUUGAAAGACAGCUUGAGUCACUCUUACAAGCCAAAAAAGUUAAGGUGAUUGAAAUACUCUAAGAUAACAGUAAUUAUAUAAGCUAGUCUACUUACGAGAAAAGAAAAAUUAAACUAUAGAAAGAGAUAGAAGAUUGUGAAUCCGAAAUUAAGAUAAUCGAAUAAAAUCUUAAAAACUUACUAACUCAAGAUAUUUAUUCUCUACCCUUAAAAGAGUAAAUCAACAAAUUAAAUAUUUAAACAUUUGAAGACUCCUAUGAUAGAAACAAAGAAAACCAAAAUCCAAACGAAGGAGAAAGAUAAUUUUUAGUCCAUCAAAGCGUUAAUGCUAACGUAUUAAAAAAAGAUUUAGAAGAACUACAAAUGCAAAGACUUGCUUUAGAAUCAAGAUUGAUAGAAAUCAACUUUAAUAUCAACACAGCAAAUAACUCUGAUUUUAAAUCUUGCAAUCUAGUAAUCCCUUAUGAAAAUACAAACAAGCUACAAUCCUAAGUUGAUUAAAAAAUGAAAGAAGAUACAAAAACACUCAAAAAUAGCUGUACAAAUACAGAUCAUGAAUAGCCUAAUACUUAGAAUAAAUUUAAAAAAGAAUUAAUAUCCCAUGAAUAACCUGCCUUCUUCAACGGAAGUGGGAGCGAAAUUAACUCUAGAAAAUAACAAAAAUUAGUUUAGAAUAAUAAUAUACUUUUUAAUUAAAUUGAUGAGAAUUCAUCUUUUUUGAUAAGGAGUUAGUUGGGUGGUAAUCAAAUGUUUAAUACUGCUGAUUAAAUGAUAGAUUAAAAGCAAUUUGAAAAUAAAAAUAUCAAAGCAAUAGAAAACUUAAGCCAAUACCAUUUUGGAAUGGAAAAUGAUUUAGAUUAAAUUUCUGGCAAUAAAAAAAUAUCUUCAUAUAAGAAUGAAAAGUAAAAAUUCAAUUCAAGUUUGUCAUAACAUUCUGAGCAUACUUACAAGAUUGAAAAUGUUAAUUAAAAUGUUUAGAUUUCUUCAAAUGAACAAUUUAAAUAAAAUCAACAUGAAUUAAAAUAGGAUUUAACUUCUGAUUUAAGAGGUAUUAAAUAGGAUGAAUUUGAAUGCAAUGAUUAUAGAUUGAAUAGUAACUUGAAUAAUUAAUCUGAUUUAUGUAAAAUCAAAUAGUAACUUUUUGGUACUCGUAAUCAUCAAUUAGAAAAUUAAGGUGAAUAUUUUUCAAGCUUGAAUGAGCCUCAUUAUGGCUUGAUUUAAAAUCAUAAAAUUCAAUUUGUAGAACACGAAGAUGACCCUAUCAUUAUUGCAAAUACCACCAGCAAGAAUUUAUAAAAAUAAAGAAAUAUCCUCAAUUAAUAUCAUUAAAUUGCAAUACAAAAUAAUAAUAAUAAUUAAUGCUAAUAAAAUAUUUUUCAAAGUUAACCAAUGCAAUCAGAUAAUAUUAUAUAAUAAAAUCCUAUGGAGAGCAAUAGAGAUUUUAGUAGCCAUUUUACAAAUGAGGCAGUAUUCAAAAAUAUUGAAGAUACUUAAAGCUUGAAAAAUGGAUUAAAAAACAAAGAUAUAAUUCAAAAUUAAUUUAAUUAAUAACAAUACUAGCAAUAUGAGGAUUUGGGACAAACUUUAUAGACAAUUACAGAAGAAUAAAUCAGUACUAAUAGAGGUUAAAGCGCUCGAAACUAUAUGCAGUAAUAUCUAAACAUCCAUUAGAUUACAUAAAAUGACUAAUUAAAUUACCAACCCAAUUUUAUUAAGGAUUAAUAAGAAAGAGAAUAGGCUUUAAAAUAUGAAAGCUUUUAAAAUAGCAAAACAAAAUAGCCAAAGUUAAAUUUAGGAUAAUACCAUUCUUACAGUAAUUAAAUUACACCAAAGAAUAUUAAUCUUUCUUAGCAGCAAGUUAAGGCUGAAUAGACUAAUAAUUACUAAGAAAAUUCAUAAUCAUUAAGAGAAAGAAAGAAAAAUUAAUAAAUAGAAUCUUUAACUAUUAAUCAAAAGAUAGCAAAUCAAAAUAUUAAUUAUUAUAAUGGCACUCAUAUUCAAUAAACUCAGAAUAAUAGCAGAGCGAAGAGCUUAAUGUGUGAUGCGAAAGAGAGCUCAAAGCUAUUGCAUGAAAACUUCAAAGUUAAAACUAAUUUAAAAUAAAAUCCAAAAAAUUAAUUCAGUAAAACUCAAAAUAACUAUUAAAUAUAAGAAAUGUCAAAAAAUAAGCAAUAAAGAGUGGAUGCCUCUUUGAAAUAACUAAAUUUAGAUUAAAAUACCUACAAUAAUGUUUGUCUUUAGGGGUUUUUAGCUAGUACUAUUAAUUAAUAAGAAAAUCUUUGUCCAAACAUUAUCUAGCCAUUAACUUAAUAAUUUAUUAAUUUAGGUAUGUCAAAGUAACAAUAAAAAAACAUACAGCCUCUCUUAAGUCAUACUUCGAAUUCUUUAUGCCUUUAGCAGAAUAACUACACAAUCAAUGAAGCUGGAAACUGGUUUUAAACACCAAAUUAAAAUAUAUAAAUAUCAUUUAAUAGCUACCUUAACUCUUCCUUGAACAAGCAGAAAAAUCUAAGUAAAUAGCCUAAACAAGGUGCUGUUGACAUUCAGAAGUGUUCUAAUAACUACUCAUUAGAUGUGAGAUGUAUACAACCUCAGUCUUCAAAACAUUAAAAUUCUUAAGCCUACCCAGUUCAAAAUUAAUAUUUUGAGAAUAAUUAUAACCAGCAUUAGAAUUUAUCAUUUGAUCCUAAGCUUAUUUACUAAUCGUAAGAUUGUCAACUUUAAUAAUUCUCAAAUUAAGAUAAUACUUCAUUUAGUUCUUUACAACAGCAAUAAAUUGAUUAAUAGCUUAUAAAUUUUGAUUAAGAUAUUCAAAAGUAUUAAUUUAUGGCUUAAAACAAAAAAAAACGUAGAUCAAAAUCUGAAGAAAUGAAAGGACCAAGCGCUUAAAUUUAACCAUAAAUAAAAUCUAAUACCAUUAAUAUAAAAGGUCCAUUACUUUGUAACUAUUAGAAUAAUCAAAGGUCAAAAAGUUAAAGUGUAUAAGGGCAAGGUGAAUCAUUAUUAAACAAAAACAUCUAAUCUCUGUCUUCUGUAAAUUGCUAAUAGAUCUAAAACUACUAAAAAUAAUUCAUUUAUAAACUCCAUCUUGAGCAAUUGUAAAACAAAGAAGCUCAAUUUUUGAUACAAAUAAAAGAUUUACUGGAAGGAACUGUUAUAAUGAAGAAGUUUUCUUAAUAUUAAAGUUUGAAGCAACAUGUUUUUAAUCCGUUUACUUGUGAUUAAAUGCCUCCAGAAAACUGUGGAUUUGGAUAGAGACUUAUAAAUCUUCAUAAAAAUUUGACCAAAAUAGAGAUAAGACACCCAUUAAAAUAAGGAACAGUUGAAUCGACAAUAAAUAUUGAUUAAAUAUUACGUUAUACUAUACCAAAUACAACUUUAGAACUUUUAAAAAUUCAAAAAGAACUUAGAUAAUAAAAGGAAUGCUUUGAACAAGGCUUAUAAUAAAAUAAAAUCAAUAUUUAAAACUUGCCAGCAUUAGAAAACAUUGAUUAAAUCUCUUACUAUGCCUUUUGUAUAGUUCUAGAUAAAGGAGGAAGAAUAGAAUUUAUUGCAUAAGAUUACAAGACAUUUAAUAUGUGGAUAUAAGGCUUGCAACAGAUAAUAAAGUAAAAAAAGCUUCUUCCUCGUCUUAAAAAUUACAUUGAGCAAGUUUAAAUUAUUUGA